UGUAUUGUACCAUAUGUCCCGACAAGAAAUCUGCGUUCAAAGAACUCCGGCUUAUUAGUGAUUCCCAGAGCCAAAAAAAAGUCUGCGGGCUAUAGAGCGUUUUCUAUUCGGGCUCCAGUACUCUGGAAUGCCCUCCCGGUAACAGUUAGAGAUGCUACCUCAGUAGAAGCAUUUAAGUCCCAUUUUAAAACUCAUUUGUAUAAUCUAGCCUUUAAAUAGACCCCCCCUUUUUUAGACCAGUUGAUCUGCCGUUUCUUUUCUUCUCUCCUCUUCUCCCCUGUCCCUUGCGAGGGGGAGUCGCAUAGGUCCGGUGGCCAUGGAUGAAGUGCUGGCUGUCCAGAGCCGGGACCCCGGGUGGACCACUAGCCUGUGCAUCGGUUGGGGACAUCUCUGCGCUGCUGACCCGUCUCCGCUCGGGAUGGUUUCCUGUUGGCCCCGCUGUGGACUGGACUCCCGCUGAUGUGUUGGAUCCACUGUGGACUGGACUUUCACAAUGUUAUGUCAGACCCACUCGACAUCCGUUGCUUUCGGUCUCCCCUAGAGGGGGGGGGUUACCCACAUAUGCGGUCCUCUCCAAGGUUUCUCAUAGUCAUUCACCGACGUCCCACUGGGGAUCAGAUCUUCUUUUGCCUUUGCAAAAGAGCCGAACUUCUAAUCCUACCACAAUGCACAUUCUAAGUGCGUCAGUGGCACGUCUGGACCUCAGGUGGACUUAAGACUUGCUUUUGGCAUAGAUUACAGUUUAGGCGCACGGUCAAAGUCACGACACAAGAGAGCUGGGUUCAAAUGCCAUGGCCCUUCUUACAGCAGGAUGGCUUCUAUUGAUAUUACUAGUCAACACGCCAAAGGAUUUUGCUGCUGCAGGUCCUCCAGAUCGCGAUUUUCAACCCAAGUGUUACAUUCCAUGUGAGGACAACAACUGCUGGGAACUACAUAUUCAUUGCGAUUGGGGUCAUGCAUUUGAGCCUCAGGUCCCUGUAAAAUAUAGUCUACACUGGCAGACGGCGCAUAGCGACGAGGGCAAUGUGACAACUGGGGCCAGUUUGAACGGCGUUAUCAACCGUGUGCACUUUUUCAUGAACAGUAAACUGCGUGUUUGGGUCCAGGCUGAGAGCCAACAGGGUUCUGCUAAAUCCCUUGAGGUUGUCUUCAACACAGGACACAUCAUGAAACCAGCCCGACCUAAGAUUGUGUGGAGCCAACAAGAUCCUUUGGAAAUUUCCUGGAAUUCCGCCUGUAAUGAGCCACACCUCUCUUUGGGAUCGUGCGAUGUGCGAUAUUGUACUGAGGUGGACAAAACCUGGAUUGAGGAAAAAAUUGGAGCAAACGUCAACUACGAAUUCUACGGUGAAGUCCAGCCUGCUGUGUUCUAUGAAUUUCAAGUUCGUUGUUCCUGUGCGACGGGAUUGAUGAGCGACUGGAGUGCAAGCCAUAGAAUAAAAAGCUUGGAAGCAGCUCCCACUGGAGAGAUGGACGUAUGGGAGGAUUGUGGAGUGCCUGCCACCAAUAUUGUUUGCGUUAUUACUUGGAAGAUGCUUCCUAUAUCCCAGGCUCACGGUCACAUUCUGGGAUAUGAAUGGACACUGUCCAAACACGGCAAUGAUGAAUUCUUCAAUGUUUCCACAGCCGAGCCGAUGGGCUGGCUGGUAUGCCAUGAGAUGCAAUGCUACCUCAAUUUGUCUUUAAAGAAUGUAACGUCGGUCAAUAUAUCGGCCUACAACGCCCAAGGUUCUACGGAGCCUUCUUACCUUGCCCUCCCAACAACAGAAAGAACGCCAAAGCACGCCAUUGAUGUCACGAUCAAUACGGAGAACCUCACCGUCUUGUGGGAUCUGCGCUCUCAGCGCCCUGACAUCAACUCAAUCAAGGAGUAUGUGGUGCAAUACAAACAAGCAGGACGCCAUCUCGGCCAAGGAUUUGACUGGAUGAGAGUGAACAAAAGCCAUGGUACUGCAACAUUUAGAGGUCAUUUUGAAAAGUACACGCCUUACCAGGUGUCGCUGUUCAAAGUGACACCCAAUGGACAAAGCCAACAUUUUUCCUCUGUUAUUGGAUAUUCCCAUCAAGGAACUCCCUCCAAAGGGCCUUCUUUUAAAAUUAGCUCCAUUGCUGCCACACGUGUGACGCUGGUGUGGGAGCCUGUUCCACUGGCCAUGCAGAGGGGGCUGAUACUCUACUACCAAAUAGGUAUCCAGGGACAAAUGGCAGUGUACAAUGUGACAAACUCGCCUCAGGAUACAAGUGAGACUUUUGAGCUGCGAGAUCUGAAUCCAGAUCAGGAGUAUGAAGUGUGGAUCAAGGCUGUGACUGAGGCCGGGCCGGGACCAGAGGUCAUGGCAAGGUUCAAAACAGAACAAGAAGAGCAACUUAAAUCCCAAAGGUUCAUAUUAACACUCCUGCUCCCAGUGUGUUUUCUGAUCAUAUUAGGUGGUAUUCUGGUUUCCCUGAGUUUUUGCAGAGGAGCUGGCAAAGUGUGUGUGUGUUUAAAUGAAAGGAUUCCAGAUGCGUACAACAGCGGCAUCUUCAAAUUGAUGAAGGAGCAGAUGGAUGACCAAUUGGUUUGGAUCAGUAACGACAUCUGUGAACCACACCCCACCAUAUCCGUUUUGGAGGUCGUGGCAAUCAAAGAGCCAGCGUGUGGGGAAUACUCCGAUUCCGAGGACCUAAAUACGAAACCGGCAACAAAGUCGAAGCAGCGUGAUGGAAAAGAUUACAGCAAAAGGGUGGACUCUGACCAGGAAAAGGGGGCAAGUGAGCUCGUCAACAGGGAAGACUCUUGGAAUUCAGAUGAAGAAGAUGAUGUCACAUUAGGUUAUGAAAAGCAUUUCAUGCCGACUACUGUGGAAAUGCUGGAGAGUUGAUCCCACAUCAGGGCAAGAAAAAAACUCAACCCAAUGGGAUACAAUGAGAAACCUUGGAGGGGAGCAGGGGCGCCGCUAUGGAUUUUGGGCCCCAUGAAAAUAAUCUUUACAGGGCCCCCUGUAUUAUAAUUUCAUCAUCAUUAGGGGCCUCUCUGGGACCCCCUCCAUCAUGGGCCCCUAGAGUCCGUCUCCUUUAAUAAUGUCAAGGGUUUCCAAAUUCAUGCGCAAUUUCUGACUGUUGCACAUAAAAAAGAAUGUACAUACAAUUAAGUUGAAAGCUUAAUCAACCACCAAGAACAUAUGGUAGGAAAGUAGUCAUUUUCCAAAAAUUGGAAACUCUUGCAUCUUUGAAUUUUGCAAAAAAACAAAACAGAACAUUUUUUUGUAUGGAAUAUUAAUAUAUAAUUCUGCACUCGAGAUGCCUCUAAACCUCUUGGGCAAUUUUGUGUUUGUAUAAAGAGUUCGGUUUGUGUUUUUUAACCCAAGAUGUUGAAAGAACCAUAUUACACCAAAAAUAAAAAUCUGUGGAGCCGCAAAAUAUUAAAAGCCUUAUAUAAGUGUUAUAAUGAAGGCAACACAUGGUGUAAGUGCCUAUAUUAGCCUACUCUCAAAAUGACUUUAAAAGUCUUAUAUAAGUGUUAUAAUGAAGGCAACACGUGACGUAAGUGUCCAUAUUAGCUAUAUUAGCCUACUAUCGAAAUUACUUUAAGUGUUAUAAUGAGGGCAACACAUGGUGUAAGUGUCUAUAUUAGCCUACUAUCAAAAUGACUUUAAAAGUCUUAUAUAAGUGUAAUAAUGAAGGCAACACAUGACUUAAGUGUCUAUGUUAGCUAUAUUAGCCUACUAUCAAAAUGACUAAAAGUCUUAUAUUAGUGUUAUAAUGAAGGCAACACAUGAUGUAAGUGUCUAUAUUAGCUAUAUUAGCCUACUAUCAAAAUGACUUUAAAAGUCUUAUAUAAGUGUUAUAAUGAGGGCAACACAUGGCAUAAGUGUCUAUAUUAGCUAUAUUAGCCUACUAUCAAAAUGACUUUAAAAGUCUUAUAUUAGUGUUAUAAUGAAGGCAACACAUGAUGUAAGUGUCUAUAUUAGCUAUAUUAGCCUACUAUCAAAAUGACUUUAAAAUUCUUAUAUAAGUGUUAUAAUAAGGGCAACACAUGGCAUAAGUGUCUAUAUUAGCUAUGUUAGCCUACUAUCAAAAUGACUUUAAAAGUCUUAUAUAAGUGUUAUAAUGACGGCAACACAUGGCAUAAGUGUCUAUAUUAGCCUACUAUCAAAAUUACUUUAAAAGUCUUAUAUAAGUGUUAUAAUGAAGUUAACACAUAAUGUAAGUGUCUAUAUUAGCUAUAUUAGCCUACUAUCAAAAUGACUUUAAAAAUCUUAUAUAUGUUAUAAUGAAGGCAACACAUGAUGUAAGUGUCUAUAUCAGCUAUAUUAGCCUACUAUCAAAGGCUGACGCAAAUCUUCGUUGACAGAAAUGUUGCAUUUCAAUUUUUAUUCUACACAUUUUUGAAACAUUGGAAAUCAUUAGUAAAAUGGAGGCUUCUCAGAGGAUGAGAUAACUCCUGGAAAUGACCAAAGGUAUAGAUGUGUGUGUCCAAGUUUAAGGAAAUCUUCUUCGAAUGGAUUUAUUACAAUCUUUGCAAGCCUGGUAAUGUUUGCUGUGGUCUGGAACAACAUGGCACACAAAUAACUAUGAGAAAUGCAGCCAAUAUUACAUACAGAUAAUGUGUCUUGAGACGUAAAUAUAAAUUAAAUACACAGAGGACAUAAGUGAAGGAAAUUAAAUGAGCUCAAAUAUACCUACAAACGAGACAUAAUGAUGCAAUAUGUACAUGCAGUUAGCCUAAAUAGCGUGUUAGCAUCGAUUAGCUUGCAGUCAUGGAUUGACCGAAAAUGCCUGAUAAGCACUCCAGCAAAUCAAUAAAAUCAACAAAGCUCACCUUUGUGCAUUCUCGCACAGCAUAAAACGUUUGGUGGACAAAAUGAGACAAAGAAGGAGUGGCAUAAAACACGUCUUUCCGUGGCAGAAUCGGAGAAAGUUGUACAUGUAAACAAACUACGGUGAGUUCAAGGAUCGCUGAAAUUAGUAGGACAAAACGGUGCUUGCCAAAUCCUCUCAUCAGUGAAGCAUGAAUAACAUAAACAGUGGGAUUUCUAACAAUUAAGAAGGUUUGUUCUCCUACAGAAAAUAUAUUAAAACAAAAUUUAUUUUUUUUUCCUCAUCAUUUUCCAUUUUCACACAUCUCUGAAAGAGGUCCAGGGGGACACUGGGGCGGCGCUAAAGAGCCGCAUGUGGCUCUAGAGCCGCCGGUUGCUGACCCCCCGCACUGGAGUAUAUGAAAAGCAAAAAAACCUGAACACCCUUGACUACGCAACAUUGAACUUAUAUUGCCUUCCUUUUUUUCUUCCCUUUCUUCUGCGGGUUUAUUUUCCUUAUUUUAAGAAAGAAUUCUUGAAAUGUAAUGUCUUUUUGUAAGUUCUCUACCCUUGCCUUUUUUCUAUUCAUUGUGUAGUAAAAAAAGUAUCCCAAGAAAUAUGCAAAACAUUCAUUAACCAGAUGAGGCAACCCUAAACUCACUCCUUUCCUGCAAAUUAAAUUUCACAGAUGCUGCCCACACCUAUGCUCCUUCAAAGGCUGUGCUACUGGCUGCAAAGCAUUGCACUUUCAAAUACAACAAUGAG
Messenger RNA from Entelurus aequoreus (snake pipefish), 5543 nucleotides. Its product is annotated as leukemia inhibitory factor receptor-like. Gene Ontology annotation, biological process: cytokine-mediated signaling pathway. The record is from RefSeq and is a predicted model, not a curated record. NCBI's taxonomy places the organism in Eukaryota, Metazoa, Chordata, Actinopteri, Syngnathiformes, Syngnathidae. Bases 792 to 2861 code for a protein of 689 amino acids. Gene Ontology annotation, molecular function: cytokine receptor activity; cytokine binding. The transcript is spliced from 16 exons. Gene Ontology annotation, cellular component: signaling receptor complex; external side of plasma membrane.